CUAUGCAUACACAUCCACUCUUUACACACCAUUCUUCCUACCUACCUCUCUUUCCUUCUUCUCCUCUCUCUCUCUCUUACUCUCUAUUCCUAUUUAUACAUUCUCACUCUAAACUCUCUCUCAUCAUUUCCAUUAACUCAUUACUAGAAACACAAAAAAAUCCCCAUAAUCAUCAUCAUCAUCAUCAAUCAUGAUCUCCAUUGCUCCACCACUAAAAACCCAAAACAAACAAGAAAUCUCAACCAUUGAUCACAAUGAUCAUAACCAAGAACACAUCUUUAAAUCAAAAUUACCAGAAAUACCCAUCUCAAACAACAUCCCACUCCACUCCUACAUCUUCCAAAACCUACCGGAAAAAUCAAACCGGCCAUGUCUAAUCACCGGAACAACCACCCAAACAACCUACUCCUAUUCCCAAACUCACCACAUUGCCAAAAAAAUAGCCAAAGGUUUAAGUAAACUAAACAUAAACAAGAAUGACGUCAUCAUGAUUCUCCUCCCCAACUGCCCAGAAUUCAUCUUCUCUUUCUUCGGAGCUUCCAUGAUCGGAGCAGCCAUAACGACCGCAAACCCAUUUUACACAUCGCCGGAGAUUUUCAAACAACUUCAAAUCUCCAAAGCAAAGCUUGUAAUAACCCAAACCCAAUUCGUAUCAAAGCUCAUUGAAUUCCCAGAAAAAGUCAUCGGCCGAGAUUUCACCGUCGUCACCGUCGACGGAGACGAAAACCCUUCGCCGGCAAAUUGCUUACCUUUCUCUAUUCUCACCGGAGAAGACGAAACAGAAGAAAUCUCGAUCGACCCAAAUGACCCAAUUGCGAUUCCAUUCUCCUCCGGCACGACGGGGCUUCCAAAAGGGGUGGUGCUAACCCACAAGAAUUUAAUAACAAGCGUAGCUCAACAAGUCGACGGCGAUAAUCCUAACAUGUAUUUGAGAUCAGACGAUGUUGUGCUCUGUGUUCUUCCUCUGUUUCACAUUUAUUCACUCAACAGUGUUUUGCUCUGUGCUUUGAGAGUUGGAGCUUCGGUUUUGCUCGUGCCGAAAUUCGAGAUCGGAACUUUACUUGAGUUGAUUCAGAAGCACCGUGUGACGGUUGCUCCGGUGGUUCCGCCGUUGGUUUUGGGUUUGGCUAAGAAUCCAGUGGUGAGUGAGUUUGAUUUGAGCUCGAUUAGAAUGGUUCUUUCCGGGGCGGCGCCGUUGGGUAUGGAGCUUGAAGAUGCUCUCCGGCGACGAGUUCCUCAGGCGGUUAUUGGACAGGGAUAUGGAAUGACUGAAGCUGGACCAGUAUUAUCAAUGUGUUUGGCCUUUGCAAAACAACCAUUUCCUACCAAAUCCGGGUCAUGUGGCACCGUCGUGAGAAAUGCACAACUCAAGGUCAUUGACCCUGAAACUGGUGCCUCUCUCUCCUACAAUCAGCCUGGUGAAAUUUGCAUUCGGGGUCACCAGAUCAUGAAGGGUUAUUUGGACAAUUCUGAUGCUACUACUAACACCAUCGAUGUCGAUGGCUGGCUUCACACUGGUGACAUUGGAUAUGUUGAUGACGAUGAUGAGAUCUUCAUUGUUGAUAGAGUUAAAGAGAUUAUCAAGUUCAAGGGUUUUCAGGUACCACCCGCAGAACUUGAAGCCUUACUUAUUAGCCACCCUUCUAUUGCAGAUGCCGCAGUAGUUCCGCAAAAAGAUGAGGUGGCAGGAGAAGUACCAGUUGCAUUUGUGGUUAAAUCUAAUAAUAAAGAUUUUGAUCUAAGUGAAGAUGCAGUAAAAGAAUUCAUAGCAAAGCAGGUGGUGUUCUACAAGAAAUUACACAAGGUUUACUUUGUUCAUUCCAUUCCAAAAUCUCCUUCAGGAAAGAUUUUAAGAAAAGAUCUUGUAGCCAAGCUUGCCCUAGCUUCCACUUUAAUUACAUCUUCUUAAUAAUAAUUAAUUAACUAAAUGUAUUUAUUAUUAUUAUUAUUUAUUAAUUGGUUUGAUGGGUCUUUUUUAUCUUAAUUAAUAAGAAAGUAUAAUUUGGGGUGUUGUUGUGAAUUAA
This is a messenger RNA of Cannabis sativa, 2024 nucleotides long. Its product is annotated as 4-coumarate--CoA ligase 2. The coding region runs from base 191 to 1909 and encodes 572 amino acids. NCBI's taxonomy places the organism in Eukaryota, Viridiplantae, Streptophyta, Magnoliopsida, Rosales, Cannabaceae. The record is from RefSeq and is a predicted model, not a curated record. Gene Ontology annotation, molecular function: 4-coumarate-CoA ligase activity. The transcript is spliced from 5 exons.